UGACGCGCGCUUCUGUUACCGCGUGCACGCAGCAGAUGUACUGCUAGCGAAAAAACAACAACUUUAAAACACUAAAUCUUGCAAUGGAUUCUGCAAUGGAGCUUAUAAACCAGAUCUUACUGCAGUACCCGCAGCUGCUGUACGCUGGAGCCGGGGCGACGGCGGUUGUUACGGGAGGCGCUGUGAUUUACAAAGUAGCGAACAGGAAGAAACCAACGCAUGUUAAUGUGAAUUGUUGGUUUUGUAAUCAAGACACGGAGGUUCCAUAUGGGAACAGAAACUGCUGGGACUGUCCGUACUGUGAGCAGUACAAUGGCUUCCAGGAGAAUGGUGACUAUAACAAACCAAUACCUGCACAAUAUAUGGAGCACCUUAACCAUGGAGUAUCAGCUGGCAUUCCUGUGUCUGAGGCACCAAAGAUGCUGCAGUGGGUCAACUGUCAAAUGCUGCUGUGCAAGAAGUGCAACAACAACCAAACACUGAAGAUUAAACAGCUGGCUUCAUUCACUCCCAGGGAGGAGGACAAUUAUGAUGAAGAAAUUGAGGUGUACAAGCAUCACCUUGAGCAAACCUACAAGUUGUGCAGGCCUUGUCAGACGGCAGUGGAGUACUACAUCAAGCACCAGAACCGGCAGCUGAGGGCUGUGCUGUUCAAUCACCAGCUCAGACGCAGCCGUGAUGCCGACAAAGCCUUUGUUAAGAGCACCUACGCUGUCUCUACACCUGCCUGGCUGAUAACCCUGCGAAUCCUGGCCUUUCUCGCGUGUGCUUUUUUGGUCGCGGUGGCCAUUUAUGGAUCUGAAGAUUUAUCCUCUGUCCCCAACAGCUCUCAAACCUUGAGCGGAGGUGUUGCCCCACCCAAACGUGCAUUUCAAAAUGAAACUGAAGCAAAGGCCAACAACAGUACCAAAACCGUGCAAAUGUGGAAUGAUCUAAUGGGCCUUCUUCCAGAACAAGCUGUAGAAAAUGUCAAGCUGAUCUGGCAGUCUGGAAGCAACCACCAGAUGGCUGUUGCUUCUGUUGGCCUUUUGACUUGCGUAACUGGUGUCUUAAUGGCAGGGCCCAUCAGGUUGAGGAGAAUUGAUGCCGUCGCCUCUUUCCUUUGGCUUCUGGUGUUAUGCCUGUACAUGGCCGAAUGCUACCUGAAGACCCCUGCCUGGCUGGACACAAUCAAGUUCGGCACCACCUCCUUGUGCUGCUUGGUUGGGUUUGCAGCUGCUGUGGCGACACGCAAGCCCACAAGUCCAAGAAGAACCAGAGGCCGCAGGUAUCUGUCGGGCAGUUCUGUUGGGAUGUACUGCAGUGGUCAGUCUUCCUUGCUAUCUGGAUCCUCCACUUUUAUCCCGACUCCUCCCCCCAACUUGCCACAGCUCAUUGCCCACCAGCAAAGCCACAAAGCCCGCAAAGCAUCCCCUUCCUCCCUGCCGGGGCGCCUGAACAGAGCCCUCUCCCUGGGCACCAUACCCUCACUUGCCCGAACAGAUUCUGGCUUCCUCUUCAGCGGGAGUCGACCAUCCUCACAGUGCAAAGACUCUCCACCUUCAGAUUACUUCUCUCUGAAGUCAGGAAGUCGGCCUUCCUCCCCCGGCCCCUCCCCCACACCCUCGGUGGCAGGUUCGGUCACGUCCACCUCCAGCUCAGCCAGGCAGCGUCGGCCUCUCAUCAGCCCAGCACGGCUUAACAUCAGCGGGCAGAAGCUUCAGCUUUUCUCCUCUCCUUUGGAGUCCGUGAGCCUGGCUCCCCCACAGCCCUGUUUGUCAGAACCGAGUCACUUCCACAGCAGAGCUUUCGUGCCUGAUGUUCCUCAUUUUCCCUCACACGGUCAUGACUUGGGUUCGCUGUUUGAUGACGGCAGUGUUUUUGACCAUGCAGAGAAGAAACUGAGCAGCUCUUCAGGAUCAUCCAGCUGCCAUGUGGACACAACCACAGGAAAUGAAAAUGACAGCAAAUCUAACUGGAAAGGUCGUGUCGGUCAGUCCCUAUGGCCAGGUCUUCUGUUCACCAGCUUGACUGCUAACCUCACCUUCAUCUCAUUCUAUCUAUAUUACAAUUGGAGAUGAGAAGGUGUUCAAGGGCCAGAGUCUUCUUCACUGUCACCUAAGAGGGCAUGCACUGGUAUUUGUUAACCUAUUACCCUCUCUAGGCUGGAAACGCCUAGGGAGCAUUCAAGCUGCUGGUAGCUGUUUUUGCUGCUUGUCUCUGCAGAUUCUGUGAUCCACAAGGUUCAUCUUUCGGCACAUUUUGUGCUGAGUCAGGUUUUGUGAACUUUCAUAUUAACUGGUAUCAAGUACUACUUUUGCUCAUGAGUAGGAACAACCACCCUUACAUGCUCCAAAAUGACAGGCAGUUUGUAAACCUUGCUCUUAUUUUGAAGAUGAGUUGCCUUUCUUGGUGUGUUUUAAAAUUAAGGAGCAUGUUGUGUUUAUUUAAAGACGAUUAGGUCAUUCUUUUCUUCUUGAUGGGGUGUUGCUAUGCUGUAUUAAGAUUUUAACAUCUCCCACUAGGCUUUAAUUGGAGUGUUAUUGUGUGAGAUUACAUAGUGCUAUGGUCUGUAUGUGGUCAAACCUUUUUUUAGUCAGCAUUAUUCCAGUGUAAAGGCAAGGCAAGGUUAGUCCUGCAUGUCAUUAAUGUUCAGUUAACUGAUCAGUUCAUAAUAUCAUGUAACUCUGACUGUACCCCUGUUCCUGCACACUCUCAUUUAAAGCCAUUGGAUGCACAGAGAUAUGUUGACUACAUUUUGUACUUGCUGUUUUGUACCUGGUCAUCAUUUUCACAUACACUAAUUCCAGAAUUCAUAGACAGGCCUAAAUAAUGUGCAAGGAUGUAGUGUUCAUCACCAUUGAUAUCUGUAAUGAAAUUGUCUUUUGUGAUUACAGCUUCUGUUUCCAUGAAACAGACACUCACACAGUUGUUGGUGGUAAUUUAUAUACAAGAAUCACAAAUUGGAGAAAUGUUCAUAUAUACCAAAAAAUCCUCAAUGCUAAUUUUUUGUCUAAUAUUUUGCAUGGAUUUUUCUUUUAUUUGAAGAUACACUAAGCUGAAAGCUGAAAAGCAGAGCAACUUGAGUAACUUAAUUGUCUUAGUUAAAAAAAAAAAAAAACUAAGCAGCAUUUUACUGAAAGAACAUUCAGGCUCAGGCUGUUGUGAUAUUUUUACAAAGAGAAUGCAACUGUACUUUUAAACUAAGCAUUUUCUUUCUUUUGUUUUCACUGCAAGCUACUACUCAAGGCAUUGAGAAAAUGCCUGGAGCUGUAACUUGCAACAUAUACAUAUUUGUAAAAUGUGAAUGUGUAUUUAUUAAGAUGUAUAGUGAAAACACUGGGAAGGUAUGAAUGACCAGUUAGGGGUCUGGUAUUAAAAUGUAAAUACAUUCCAUGUAUGUAAAUAAAACUUUCCCUCAAAAAAUA
This is a messenger RNA of Pygocentrus nattereri (red-bellied piranha), 3407 nucleotides long. RefSeq names its product transmembrane protein 201 (gene tmem201). The record is from RefSeq and is a predicted model, not a curated record. Gene Ontology annotation, cellular component: nuclear inner membrane. Lineage: Eukaryota; Metazoa; Chordata; Actinopteri; Characiformes; Serrasalmidae. The transcript has 11 exons. Gene Ontology annotation, biological process: nuclear migration along microtubule. The coding region runs from base 84 to 2060 and encodes 658 amino acids. Gene Ontology annotation, molecular function: actin filament binding; lamin binding.